Molecule: messenger RNA, 1434 nt
Organism: Onthophagus taurus
Lineage: Eukaryota; Metazoa; Arthropoda; Insecta; Coleoptera; Scarabaeidae
Source: RefSeq, a predicted model, not a curated record
UUAACUCCACACCCAUUAACUAGUGGUUAUCACUUGGGUGUACGCGACGCGCGUCACUCCUACCCUAUCGUUAUCGAUUUUGCUAAAUCGGCGUCGUAGUGCACCAACGCCGGAUGUCAACAGAUCAUUCCCGGUCAUUUCCCGAUAUAAAAUGGUCCAGUAACUGUGAAUAACGUUGAACAACAUCAGCAUCAUGACGUCGUCGUUGAAAAACGUCGAAACCAAUCAACUAACAACACCGCAAACGCCCGUUUUAACGGUUGCCUGUCGGAUAUUACGGUCACCAUCCCAUGAAUCCGUCACCACAGAUCUCUCGUUAUUUUCUGUUUCCUCGGCGGCUUCUGAAGCCCAUGGAAGAAGACUUUUAGCGUUUAAUAAGGAUGGGCAAUUUGGACGAGGACAUAGUCCUAAUCCAGAUAGUAGACAUCAAUCAAAUACGAGACCUGCUGAUAUACCUGAAAUAUUAUGGUUUGAAGAAGAAACUGAUUUAAUAAAAAGUUGUGCUGCAUUAUCGUCGGCUUUGGGUCUUCAAAAAAGUUUUAGUACCAGCGAUAUAACUCAAUUACCAUCACCCGAAGAUGCACCAAUCCUUCCAGCUUUUCGUUGUGCGGUUUCCGAGUUAGCUUUAAACACUCUUCAAAGAUCCGGGUUUCUUUUAGAACAUGGGAGAUUGGAUCAUACAUCAAGAUCUUGUUCUACCUGGGUUGCUGUUGGAGAUGUCGCCUCGACUUCUCAACUUCCAUCACCUCACGGUGGACAUUCCAAUUCGAAUGUAGCACCUCCAGCUAGCACACCACCACCGCCAACAUUCACCGCAGCCGAUUUUAUUCGAUCGGUUAAUAAAAAGGUUCGUCAAAAUUAUAUAAGGAGACGUUUAUUAACAACAUAUAAAGCUCUCGAGAGAUUAUCACAAAGUGAAUUUAACUUGGAUAGAAUAGAAGUAACCCCAUCAACAGCGACUGCAAGCAUAAGUACAGAUUGUACCACAACUGGAACAACAAGAUUAACAGUUCCAGGUGUUAGCACAACCGGAAAUGCACAACCAUCAAAGCCAAUUAAUAGUACAAACGCAGCCGUUUUAAGAGUGGCCAAACAAAGAGCGACAAAUAAUCUUCCCUUAACGUUGAGAGAUGUUGAAAGAGAAAGGGGAAAACCACUUUCAAAAUAUGAAAGAAAUAUGAUGAUUUUUAAUUGGUUACAUACUUUAGAUGAUACGGCUAUUGUUGAAGGCAUUCAAUAAAAAUAUUUGGUGGGAUUAUCAACAAAAAGUAAUAAUUAUUAUAACUUAAUUAUUCAUAAGAAAUCAUAUAUCUCUCUUUACAUAUUAAACAAUAGUUAAUUCAUAAUUCAAGUUUCAAUGUUUGUUUAUAUUGUUGGAUGUGAUUCCGUUUUUUUGUUGGAAAUAUAAAUCUAAUAUAAACUGAUUAAACAUUU